This is a messenger RNA of Dinoponera quadriceps, 1500 nucleotides long. Its product is annotated as general transcription factor 3C polypeptide 6. Gene Ontology annotation, biological process: transcription by RNA polymerase III. Gene Ontology annotation, cellular component: transcription factor TFIIIC complex. The transcript has 4 exons. NCBI's taxonomy places the organism in Eukaryota, Metazoa, Arthropoda, Insecta, Hymenoptera, Formicidae. Bases 144 to 737 code for a protein of 197 amino acids. The record is from RefSeq and is a predicted model, not a curated record.
GAGAGAGAGAGAGUGUUCAGUGUGGGGUGUUGGGGAGCGACCAAACGAGCACUUCGUGAAGAUGAUCACGCGCAUAAAACGAAGAUACGUGUGUGAAAAUAUACGUCGAUCGCGAAGGUUACCAGUAACGAUAAACAACCAAGAUGCAGUCCGACGAUGAUUUGCCCGAAGACGAGGAAGAGAUACUCGUGUACGUGGAAUUCGAGGAUCUCGUUGGCAGCAACACAUUUACUAAGGAAGAUCUUCAACUAGAUAUGACAGGGAUAGAUACAGAGCACCCGUUAAUGCAGGUCAAUGGACGGUAUUACGAGGGUACUUACGAGGAUGCCGUCGGUACGUACAUGUUCUUCGAGAAAGACGACGAUCCGCAUGUGGACGACGCUAUAUUUGACAAAGUACCGACUCUCAAGUAUUUUGCCAAAACCAGAAAGAUGUUGAAGAUGCAACGAGUCUUUGCAAAACCGAGAACAGAGAUCUUUGGCAAUCCUGAAAUCAAUAAUUGUAUUCCAAAUAUCGACAUGCUAUCGCAAGCUGGGGUACCGCCGAAGUAUCAAGAAGAAGCUCUACAAUUUUGGGAUAUACUACGCGACGAGAAUUUGAAAGAAUUAAAUGCAUGUUUGGAGAAGCAAAAAAUUGUAGACGAAGAAGCAUCCAAAGAUACCACGUCAGAUUUGAAACUUGGGGGAAACGUGUCGCCUGGAACGUCUGAAAAUAAGGAAGAAUCAGAAGAUACAUGAGAAUGUAGGAGUAGAAUUUUAUUUAUUUGAAACAGUAAGCAAUUACGUUAUUCAUUAAUAUCCUUAUCACUAGUCACCGUAAAGUCUGUAUAUUACGCUAAUCUUGGUAAGUUAGUGGUUUUAAAGUAAAAGUGAUCGAGAUUGCACCGUCUUAACCUUAUUAUAAUUUUACAUUCCCAUUCCUAACGAUGGUCGUAGGUAUAUUUUUUUUAUACGAUCCUGAUCAGUUUAUUAGAUUUCACCUGCAUUAUUUAUAUUCUGUUUUCACAUUGUGAAAAAUAAAGUGUAUAGUUAGUAACUGUUGUUCAAAGAAGCUGUGCUUCUCCUUUCUAUCUGUAUCUCACUUUUAUCCUGCCAUUGCUCAUAGAUACAUGGCUCAAAUAGAGAUAGUUUAUACAUUUGUACUAUGAAUAUUUGUAUCGCAUGCAAAGCUGCUGAGUCUCCGGCUGUCUUGGUCGCACAUCCGGAUGUCACUUUAAUUUGGAGAUCGAUUAAACCGAACCAAUUGAAAGAGCGACGAAGAGAGAUCACGAACGGAAUUGAUCAUAUUUUUUGUUGCGUCGUCGUAUUUAUGUCAGCCUUGAAGAACCAUUUAUUCUGCUUUCUUUUUGCUUCAUGCACAUAUCUGUAACCACAUGAUCGAAAGUCCGUAUCUCCUCCCCCCCCGUGCGCGUAUAAAGAGAGAGUCGACAUGUUAUGAAAUACUGCAUUGAUGAACCAGGCGUAGUCUGUAUAUAUAUAUAUAUAUAUAUAUAUAUAUAUA